Messenger RNA from Ceraceosorus guamensis, 2210 nucleotides. RefSeq lists its product as hypothetical. The transcript is spliced from 6 exons. NCBI's taxonomy places the organism in Eukaryota, Fungi, Basidiomycota, Exobasidiomycetes, Ceraceosorales, Ceraceosoraceae. The record is from RefSeq and is a predicted model, not a curated record. The coding region runs from base 203 to 1756 and encodes 517 amino acids.
CGCACCAUUCCAAGAUUGGCCUGCGUGCAUAGAGUUAUGCGCUUGUAGGGAUUCGACUGCAGCACAGCCGCAUACAUCCAUGCUGUAGGUGCGCACGCUCUCUCCGACCUCUCCCAUCGCUCCGCAGGCGUUUCACCGAGGUUGAUGUGGUACAGUUUAGGGGGGGGACUCUCAUUUCGCAGUAGCAAGUGUAUCAAUCAGCAUGGUGCAAAGGCAAGCAAAGGUGGAGGAGGAGGAAGAGGAGGAGGAAGAUUACUACUACGACGUCGGACUGUACGACGAGGAUAGCGACGAUGCAUCCGAUUCGGGAUCUGGCGGUACGUCCGCUUCAGAUUCGGAGUAUGUUCAAGACGAGGUCGACAAGCCCAAGUCCGAACCACGACGGCGUGCGAAGGGAAAGUCUGCGGCUGCGGCUGCGAGCCCAAAAGUUCCCUAUCGAGCUCGAGUGCACGCCCUGGCGGAUACAGGCAGCGCCAUCUCUUCGUCCGACAAUCCAACACGUGCCUCUACCAUCGACCAAGGUGUGCUGGCUAGGAUCAAAAAGGCUCUCUCUCUCGCUCAACACCCCAAUACGGGAGAGGCGGAGGCGAAGCAGGCGAUGAGUAUAAGCAAUAGGCUCAUGAGCAGGUUCAACAUCCUUCAAAGCGAUAUACUGGUCAGCCAAGAUGCGGAAGGAGAAUCCGAUCUGAGCAGAGCGGGUCAGAGCACCGUUUGGGUCACCGCAACCAGCGGCAAGGGCGUCAACAGGGAGUUGUGGAUGAGCACGAUGAGCAUUGCCAUGACCGUCUUUUUCGAUUGCAAGUGCUAUACCGAGCGAUACUACAAGUGCAGAGGGGAGCAAGAUCGCAUGCAAUGGACAUUUUACGGUCUGGCAACCAAUUCUUCAGCGAGCGCAAUGGCUUUCGAAAUGUGCUUCAAUCAGGCUCAGGUUUGGUGCUACGGAGCGAAAGACGCUUUCAAAGGCGCGCUAGCAAAGAACUCAUACCUCGCCGGCAUCGCCAACGGCUUGUACGACAUGGCGGAGGAUGAGAAGGAGGCUGAAGAAAAAGCGGCCAUUGCGCACGAGAAAGCGGAACGUCGCAAGCGCAUCAAGGAGGAAGAGAAGGCGCGGCGGAAAGAGGUUGAAAGAUUAGAAUCUGGUAAUAAGAAGGCCAAAGUUGAAGAUGAGGAGGAGGAGCAAGAAGAUGAGGUAGUCUUUGUGGAGAUGCGCAAAGGCAAGGCGCCUGGCACAUACGACAACAACAUUCGCGUGAAAGAGGAGCCGGACGUCAUCGAUCUGACCGAGCCACGGCCAGCACAUGGCUCAGCAGCGAAGGAGGAAAAUCUAGAUGGAGAUGUACAAGCAGAGGACUCUGACUCGAGUGAUGAGGGAGAUGCACCAGAAGCCCAACUCGACUUUGAGCACGAAGGGGAAGACGCGGAUCAGGAUCUGGAGCAGUACAUUGAAACCGGCCAGAUGCCGCAAGUCAAAGCCGAGACAAAAGCUGAGCCCUCGGCAACCGUGUCGACAGCCAUCGAGGCGCUAGAGAAGGAGCAUGGUCAAGAAGACGUCAAAGACGCGCAGUGGAAAUCGCAUAACCAGUUGGUAGUCUUCCGAAAAAAUGCCGAGUCUAUAGCCGAACAGUACAUCAAGACGCACAAGGUAAAGCUCGGCAUGGCGCGCAAAUUCAAAGAUCGAAAACGCGACAAGAACGCUUAUCGCAAAGGCAAGAAGGAUUCGAAGAACAUGGAUGUCAAAAGGCGCAGGUUGGACUGAUCGAAACGGAUCUAACCUGAACCUCAAUCACCGCUCUGCCCGCUGGGAAAACUCCCGCAAAUCGACUUGUGUUCGCUGUCGCACCUUUGACUGCAGCCGCUUCGUAUCCAUGCUUGGCUUCACUUGCUCUGAUGUUUCAUCCGCACUUUUUGUGUCGCUAAUUGGUCACACAGCCUUUUGUAUCAAACGUUGAACAAAUUUCGCCUCGAGACAAUUCGUGAACGCGUUGGUUGCGGUGUCCAGCUAAGAAGGAGUGCAAGCAGAAAUCGAGAAGAGGCGUUACAUGCGAAGAAGAUCUCGAAACCAUUUCAGCGUCACCUUUCGUUGGAAAGAAGGUUGGAAGUGAAAGAAGCGACGAGCAGCUUGGUCUGGGAGCAAUGUUGGAUGGAGCAGCGAUAGAGGUCAAGGCGAUCCAAUGAGUCCUCGUUGUCGGGCGCCAAAGACGAUGGCGAGU